GGCGGGGCUUGCAAACAGCAGACAACAUCCUGAUGUAAUUUUCUCCAAAAUGGCGGAUCGCAAAGAAGAUGACAUCUUAUCAGAAAAGGAUGAGCCGGAGAGCGAGGAUGAGACCUAUGAGGUGGUGGACCUGACAGAGUAUGCCCGGAGGCACCAAUGGUGGAGCAUGGUGUUUGGGAAUAACUCUGGUCCCCUCGCAGAGAAAUACUCUGUCACCACGCAGAUCGCGAUGGGAGGGGUCACUGGCUGGUGUGCAGGAUACUUGUUCCAGAGAGUAGGGAAGAUAGCUGCAACUGCCAUAGGUGGAGGGUUCCUGUUAUUACAGAUAGCGAAUCACAGUGGCUACGUGCAGGUGGACUGGAAGAAAGUGGAGAAGGAUGUGAACAAAGCAAAGAAACACCUGAAGAGAACCAAGCAAGCAGCCCCUGAAAUUAACUCCUUCUUCGAGGAGGUAAAGGCCACAGAGUUUGUCAAGAAGAACAUUGUCCUGUCCAGCGGGUUUGUGGGUGGAUUCCUCCUGGGCUUGGCCUCCUAAUGGCGUCGGGGCCAAUUCACGACAGAGGAAGUCGUUACAUAGGAAGAAGGAAGCUGUCAUUACUGUGAACUGAGUCACCACACGGGAUGUUGUCAUUAACUGUGAAUCGUUGUCUUUCUCCCAGCACGGAACUAGUCAUGAAACGGGUUUAGGAGGAGGCUGAACAUGUGAAGCUGCCACUUUAUGCCCCCCUGGCUGCUCUCUUCCGUUACUGCCCAACUGAUCAGAGUCUAGCUUGUCCACCCUCUUUUUAUUCUAUUUAUCUGGUGGUUUCUGAUCCAGGAUCAGUUGUUUGGGCAUGUUGAAUAUGACAUUUUUAUACUUCAUAUUCAUAAUCAGCUCUACCCCCAACAUCAAUGUAUGUGAAAAUGUCACGUUUCUAUGUUUUGAAUCAGCUAUAUUAUAUAUAUUUGUUCACCGUCAUAUGGUGUGCAUCAUGUGAUUUGAAUCAAUUAGUGAACUAUGCCUACUCAUAAUUGGUUGAAAUCACGAUGCACACCAGAUGAUGCCAUUAGAAAAACUCAUUUUGACUUCAAAACAUAGAAACAUGGCAUUUUCACAUAUGUUUGAGUUAGGGUAGUUCUGGAGAUGAUGAAUAGAAUGUUGGAAAUGUUAGAAAUGUUCCUUUAAGUGCACAACGCGACACCUCUUGAUAUACUACUAAUAUACUGUACCACACACUGGACAUAGGAUUCCUUGGCCCCUGUCUAUCUGGUGCCCUCUUUUACCUGGAAGAACAGGUCUAGGAUCAGGAAUGUGUCCCAAAUGCCCAUAGUGCACUACAUUUGACCAGAGUCCUAUGUAGGAAAUUAGGGUGCCAUUUGGGACACAGGCCAGCUCUCUAAUGUACUGUAGGUAUAUCUGUGUGCAGGUUAGCGUUUUUCAUAAAGAAUCUUUUUCUGGGGGCAGCUCUGCAGAAUGGUCACUAGCUGGCACAGCCACAAAAUCUGAUUUUAAAUCUAACUGUAACCACACUGUUAACCCUAAUGCCUAACCUUAAAUUUAGACCAAAAAGUCUAAUGUAGUUUUCAUGAAUUUUUACAAUAUAGGCCAGCUGCAAAGUCAGAAUUGGCUAUCUAGCAGAUUUGCUUAGUUCUGCCUCCAGGACAAGACUCAUUCCAAAAAAUGUGAACCUGCUAUCAGUGUAGUAAUAGGAAAACAUGUGAUUUAGUCAUGUGUAGAAUAUACUAUCAGUUUUAUAGAUAGAAGGACAUGUACAGUAUAAAGUCAGUGUUCAGUUGCUUAUGAGUUGUUCCAUAUUGUGUCUUUAACUAUUUAAAUAUUACUUGUCAGGAGUAUGAUUUUCCAUUAGUUUCUGUACUUCACCAAGUGCACAUUCACUUCUUACUGCCAUUAACCUCCAUAUGUUCUGACCUCCUGAAUGCUAUUUUGAAAUCUUGAUAACCAACCAACCAUAACUAUAGAUUUGUCUUAUGAUUCUGUUUUGUCAAAUAAAGUUGCCUGAUUUUUGUUGGUUAGCAAUGUUAACAGUUGUGUGUGUGGUCACUGGACUGCAUGGCAGACAUGCAUACAAUCAGGGCUUGGUUUGUACACUGAGUGGAUUAACAGUCUAUCUUGACACGUUUAACUUCUCAACAAUAUAUUUAUUUUGAUUAUUAAAGCCAGCAUGACUUUCAGAUUUCAGUAGCUCUAUGGCUGCCUUUACACAGAAACCCAACUCCGAUCUUUUGCCAAAUUAUUGGUAUUUUGGCCGAUCAGGUCAGAUUUUUUGCCAGUAAUUUCGGCAAAAGAUCAGAAUUGGGCUGCCUGUCUAAGUGUAGUCUAUGAGUUCUGGGAAUGCAAAUGUCCAGAUUGUAUGAUGUGAAUAGAAAUGGAUGUGUCAGCAUGGAGGAUGGGUUUGUAAUAACCAUCAUGCAUGUCACAGCAACAAUGAAUGAGCAUUGUCACAAUACUAAGAUAUUUCACCACUAUGUCUCUGUAUUCAUCUACACUGUGAGAUCUGCUUUUGAAAGGUACUGCAUGUAGAAAGUGACAAAGGAAGAUACUCACCAAAUCAAUCUGAAAUAAGUACUAAUUGUCAAUUUUUUUGUGUUUACCUCUGUCACAGAGUACAAUAUCAAUUAAUAAAAAAUAAAAAAAUUGGGUUUAUAUUAAAUGCACAUUGAAUAGGGGUUUAGUCCUGAUAGGCUUUCUGUAGCUAGGGAUUUAGUUCUGGGAUUUAUAAAGUACUCUUUGUCAAUUGACCUCCUUUCAAAUAAAAUUGUAUUGAUUUAUUGUAA
Oncorhynchus kisutch (coho salmon) is the source of this 2775-nucleotide messenger RNA. RefSeq names its product FUN14 domain-containing protein 1. Gene Ontology annotation, cellular component: mitochondrial outer membrane. The record is from RefSeq and is a predicted model, not a curated record. The transcript is spliced from 5 exons. The coding region runs from base 50 to 535 and encodes 161 amino acids. Gene Ontology annotation, biological process: autophagy of mitochondrion. NCBI's taxonomy places the organism in Eukaryota, Metazoa, Chordata, Actinopteri, Salmoniformes, Salmonidae.